This is a messenger RNA of Miniopterus natalensis, 1802 nucleotides long. RefSeq names its product distal-less homeobox 1 (gene DLX1). Gene Ontology annotation, biological process: negative regulation of transcription by RNA polymerase II; embryo development; cell differentiation. NCBI's taxonomy places the organism in Eukaryota, Metazoa, Chordata, Mammalia, Chiroptera, Miniopteridae. Gene Ontology annotation, molecular function: DNA-binding transcription factor activity, RNA polymerase II-specific; RNA polymerase II cis-regulatory region sequence-specific DNA binding. The record is from RefSeq and is a predicted model, not a curated record.
UCGCGCGCCCCACACCGCGCGCUCUGUUGCAGAGGAGCCAGCCCUGGCUGGGAAGUGUGGACGCGUCUCUCCGGAGGCCCGGCCGCCUCGAGCGCGCUAGUCCAGCGGAGCCGGAGCACCUCGGACCAAUCCCCGGUGAUUAUGCAAGACAGCGGACCAAUCAGCUCCGCCAGCUCAUGAAUAUUUAUGACCUUGGCUGAGUCAAAGCUUUGAAGCGAGUUUGGGGAGCUCAGCAGCAUCAUGCUUAGACUUUUCAAAGAGACAAACUCCAUUUUCUUAUGAAUGGAAAGUGAAAACCCCUGUUCCGCUUAAAUUGGGUUCCUUCCUGUCCUGAGAAACACAGAGACCCCCAAAAGGAAAGCAGAGGAGAGAGAGAGAGAGAGACCCACACUCAGACCCCGCGAGAAGAGAUGACCAUGACCACCAUGCCAGAAAGUCUCAACAGCCCCGUGUCGGGCAAGGCGGUGUUCAUGGAGUUUGGGCCGCCCAACCAGCAAAUGUCUCCUUCUCCCAUGUCCCACGGGCACUACUCCAUGCACUGUUUACACUCGGCGGGCCAUUCGCAGCCCGACGGCGCCUACAGCUCGGCCUCGUCUUUCUCCCGACCGCUGGGCUACCCCUACGUCAACUCGGUCAGCAGCCACGCGUCCAGCCCCUACAUCAGUUCCGUGCAGUCCUACCCAGGCAGCGCCAGCCUCGCCCAGAGCCGCCUGGACGAUCCAGGGGCUGACUCCGAGAAGAGCACGGUUGUGGAAGGCGGUGAAGUGCGCUUCAACGGCAAGGGGAAGAAGAUCCGCAAGCCAAGGACGAUUUACUCCAGUUUGCAGCUGCAGGCUUUGAACCGGAGGUUCCAGCAAACUCAGUACCUAGCUCUGCCCGAGAGGGCGGAGCUCGCGGCCUCCUUGGGACUCACGCAAACGCAGGUCAAGAUCUGGUUCCAGAACAAGCGCUCCAAGUUCAAGAAGCUGAUGAAGCAGGGCGGGGCCGCCCUGGAGGGCAGCGCGCUGGCCAACGGCAGGGCGCUGUCUGCCGGCUCCCCGCCGGUGCCGCCCGGCUGGAACCCCAACUCCUCAUCGGGGAAGGGCUCGGGCGGCAGCGCGGGCUCCUACAUCCCCAGCUACACGUCGUGGUACCCCUCGGCGCACCAAGAAGCUAUGCAGCAACCCCAACUUAUGUGAGGCUGCCCAGCCGUUCCCGCCCACCUCCUUCCCGCUUCCCCGGUCCGGCCCUCCCGCCUCCCGGUCCGUCCACCCCACUCGCGUGCCCUGGACCCGGAGAAGGGCCCAGAGGGAAAGAAGAAGGAACAGUGAAGGGGGGCGACCGCCGCCUGCGCAGAGCCCCUCGCUGUCCGGGCUGACUGCUUCCCUGGCGCCCACACCCUCGGCGAACCCCGGCCUGGGCCACGCGCAGCAGAGAGAGGCCUCGGGGCGCAGUCAGAGCCGCGGGGAGACAGCCCGAGCGGCAAGAUAGCCCGCUGGACCCCACCCGCCACCCUCAGUUGUGUGGGACUAUCAGGAAACAAACAAACAAACAAACACGAAAGCAAUGUAGGAAAAGCAAAAGCUAUUCUCUGUCCUGUCGGUCUCUUGUCUCCUUUCGCUCUGUAUCUGUGCGCUGACAAGUCGGGGUCCUCGUCUGUCCGCUGUCCUCACGCUGCGGCCUCUGAAAAAAGUCACCAGGUCCCGGGAGGCGAGGUCCAGCCCGGAUACCUGGUGUGUCGUCCUUUCAGACCUUGUCCUGGGCCUGCCUAAACACCUGUUAGCUCGUUCGGGAACUGGGGGAACUGGAGGGGGGGUAUUUAU